Molecule: messenger RNA, 1313 nt
Organism: Ziziphus jujuba (common jujube)
Lineage: Eukaryota; Viridiplantae; Streptophyta; Magnoliopsida; Rosales; Rhamnaceae
Product: probable carboxylesterase 12
Exons: 1
Coding region: 139-1098 (319 amino acids)
Molecular function (GO): hydrolase activity
Source: RefSeq, a predicted model, not a curated record
CAAUAUGGGAAGUCCACACAAAAAGCAUUUUCCUUUGCUCUAUUUUAUAAUCUAUAGUAUAAAACGAAGGCCUCCGUGUUCAUUCUCUCUGUGUACUAAAACAAAAACCUUCUGAUACUACUUUUUUCCAUUCCAACUAUGAGUGACGAACUAGCUCAUGAUCUCUCACCACUCAUCAGAGUAUACAAGGACGGCCGAGUAGACCGACUCAUAGGCACCGAAAUCGUUCCCCCAUCUUUCGAUCUCAAAACCGGCGUCCAAUCCACAGACCUCAUAAUCUCCGUGGAAACAGGCUUAUCCACAAGGCUUUACAUUCCCAAAACCGCCAUUAACACAACACAAAAACUUCCUCUCCUCAUUUACUUUCACGGAGGCGGUUUCUGCAUCGAAACCGCCUUCUCUCCCGUUUACCACAAUUACCUAAACUCCAUAGUCGGCGUAGCAAAUAUCGUGGCGGUUUCUGUUGAUUACCGGAGAGCCCCAGAGCACCGUAUUCCGGCCGCUUACGAGGACUCCUGGGAAGCUCUUAAAUGGGUGGACUCUCAUAUCGAAGGAAAAGGCUCAUCGGAGUGGCUCAACUCUCAUGCAGACUUUGAUAGAGUAUUCCUCGCCGGAGACAGCGCCGGAGCUAACAUUGCGAAUAACGUCGCCAUACGAAUAGGCUUAUCGGAGGAAACCUUAAGAAUUAAGGUUAGAGGGAUAGUUUUGGUGCAUCCGUAUUUCUGCGGCAAAGAACCGAUCGGGGAAGAAGCGAAUAAGCUUGAAAUAAAAGCUUAUGUGGAUGAUUUGUGGAGUUUGGCAUCGCCAUCAUCAGCAGAUGGAUCCGAUGACCCGCUCAUAAAUCCGGAAAAGGAUCCGAGUCUGGGGAGAUUAGGGUGUGGGAAAGUUCUCGUUUGUGUUGCAGAGAAAGAUUUUCUCAAGGACAGAGGACUGUAUUACGGAGAGCUGUUGAAGAAGACUGGGUGGGGAGGUGAUGUAGAGCUAAUGGAAACGAAAGGUGAAGAGCAUGUCUUCCAUUUGUUUAAUUCUGAUUGUGAUGAAGCUAUUGCCAUGCUCAACAGAAUUGUUUCUUUCAUUAAUUCGUCGGGCAAAGGAUGAUAUUUGAUCGACAUAGUCGGAUAUCUAAUUUGGUUUUCAUAGAAAGUAAUUAUUAGACAUCGGAAAAGUGAGAAAGAUUAAAGGCAAAGUAAUGAAUUAAAUUAAUGGUGUGCAAGCUGUGUGGUGGGUUUUCCUUUUUGUGAUGAUAAUCUUGUUUGUUUGUUUUGUCAGUUUGUGCCUUGAAUUAUUCACCUUUUUGUGGUUUUCUUGUUUAA